AUGUCCAACGACCGACGGCAGAGCGGUCUCUGGCACCGCAACCCAGAAAGCGGCUUCUACGAACAAGUCCCCAUCCCUCAGGCUCAGAUCCAACCCUGUCCGUACCAGUACUACCAACCCCCGGCCCAGAACGCCUACGACACCUCCCGCCGCUCCUACUCUGAUCGCGCCGCCAACGAGCCCCUCGCCCCAACCUCGACCGACAUCGAUCGAUCGACCUCCAAAAGAAACCAAGAUGCGAAGCUCGCCGCCGCGAGAGACGUGGCACAGAAAAUCACCGAUCCCGUGAGAGAUAUGUUGAACACCCAUCCAGAGACUACGUCCGAACAGCUCGCACAGACACAGCAUGUCAACAGCACCAAGCUGCCGGGCUCGUCGCAGCAGCCGCCACUGAGGCUUGACCCCGACUACGCCCCUGACAAUGUACGCGCACAAGCCUGGAGCCCGGAUCCCAUGUCUCCCAGAACGAGGACAGUACAGCCGCAGCAGAAAGCGAGGCAGACGAGCAAUGCGUCCAACAGGUCAGAGACGUUACGAAGAGGGUCGGUCCCAGAAAGGAGCCCACUGCAGAAUCUUGAAUCCUGGAGCCAGGAAGAAAAGCGCGCAAGAGUUGAGUUGGCUGAGCACAAGGCUCGUCAGAGAAGCAUUGCAAGCGGUAGAGGAGAGGGCGAGUUGCUCAGACAAGGCACACUGAGAAAUGAAAAAGCUAGGGUAGUCAGCGACGGCGCACAGAGAAGGCCCAGUCAGCGCGAUGGGAAGGACGAGAGACCCAGGCAGGUUUCUGAGCCACUGUCUCCAGCACAACGAUUUCACGACGCGAGCCAAGCGCUGAGGGAGGACAGCGCUCAAGAUCAGUACUCUCCACGCCAGACGCAGCCGCGACCCGUAAGCGACCAGCUGGAACAAAGUGAACGCGCGGUGGGAGCUGCAAAAGAUGGCCGGGUAGACGGGGUCUCACGAAAUGGAAGUUCCGCAAGUGCUGCUCGUGGCCCAACAGACCUUAGCAGGAACGAGAGCGCCAAAUACCGUCAUCGUGCAAGAGAUGCUGGAUUCGCAGGAGCUGCAGCCGCGGCGUCGGGAGGUCCAAUGUCUCCCUACGAUGGCGCAGCUGAGCGAGGCAAGGCGGCGUAUGAGCGACGAAAGGCUUCGAUGCAAAGCUCGGCGGCAGAUUCGCCGGUGAGCCCAAUCUCACGCGACAGUGACCGAAAUGGCCUUGGUGUCGGCAGGAACGACAGCAAGAAAGUGCAGAAGCGCUCACCUCUGUCCGACGAAUAUGGGACGCGCAAUCAGCUCCAGUCAGACCGCAUGGGCGGCGUGGCUGGCAGUAGAAGAGACCGAGACACCGCCAACGUCUACCAGCAACCUGAUCCUGUCCCGCGACAGCAAGUCCAAAAUGCACCCAGCAAUCCAGUAAAAUACGCAGUGCCUCCGCAGACUGCCGCUGGCCAGCAGGCGAGGGAGAAAGUGAGCUUUACUGACGAUGUAGCACCUGCACAGACCGCGAACAAAGACAAACAUCAUCACUUCAGCGAUAUGUUUCAUCGACAUGGGCAGGAGAACCGCAGAUACCAACCAACGAGCAAACCACUCGAAGACUGGCGGAAGGCCAAGGCCGCGAGACUCACUCUUGAAGAUCUUGACAUGGAACAAGCUGCAGCAGCUGCUUCAAGAAACAACAACCAACAAGACGGCGCUUGGUGGGAGAAGCCACGGCGCGCAAGCUCAACGGGCUCAAGACAAGCUCCGCCCAAUCUCCCUCAAUUCGAUGGCCCGUACGAGGAGAAGGCAAUGGCCUUUCAGCCUCCACUGUUUUUGAAGUGUGGGCCACUGCUUCGCUAUACUGGCAUACGUAAGGAGACAGUUCAGCCAACCCAGGAUAGGCGUACGAGCGCGAUGCAAGAGCGACAAGUCUGGAGAGGCAGUGUGAUGAUUGUCACAGAAGAUGAUUCAUCAGACUUGUCCGCCUCGCCUGUGUUGCGACUCUUUGCGCAGCCUAUGGAUCUGCAUGAAGUCGCACCUCCACGUACCUAUCAAGAGGGGCAGGAGUUGCCUCCUGAGGUUGAAGACCCUGUGGCAGGGCAGGUCAAACUCUCACGGACCGGUCGAGCUUUGUAUGUGCGGCCUGUGCAUGAUAUUGACGGUGAUGUCGAUCUCAGUCGUCAAGAGAAUAAUAACGGCCUCUUCUCAGCAACUCGAACGCCAGUUCUGGGUCCGCAGUCUUCGAUUGGACCCGAUGGCCGUCACAGUCAGCACAUCACAUUCCAAGACAAAUCUCGCAUCAAGAAGCGCGAUGGAGAGCGGAUGGGGCGGUAUCGCGAUGUAAAGGCUGUUCGUCUUCACACCGAGCAAGGCUUCACAUUCUGGCGCUUCAACCUCGAGAUCGAGCUCGCCUCGAGACAGCACCGUGUAGCUUACCGUAUCAACAAAGGUCCUGCGAUUGGAUUCUGGGUACCAGCACGAGGAGAGACGAUGAACAUCAUGUUCCAUUCGUGCAAUGGCUUCUCGCUGUCAGUUGACCCCAAGACCUUCUCAGGCCCAGAUCCACUUUGGCGCGACGUCCUUAACCGCCAUCAAUACCAUCCAUUCCACGUCAUGAUAGGUGGCGGCGAUCAAGUCUACAACGAUGCUGCUAUGAGGGACACCGAGCUUUUCCGCGAGUGGCUGCAGACUAAGAACCCAGACCACAAGCACGGCGCCGACUUCUCACCCGAGAUGCAAGAAGAGCUCGAACAGUUCUAUCUGGAUCGUUACGCAAUGUGGUUCUCCCAGGGCUUAUUCAGCAUGGCCAACUCCCAAAUCCCAAUGGUAAACAUCUGGGAUGACCACGACAUCAUCGACGGCUAUGGCAGCUACCCACAUCACUUUAUGAGCACCAACGUGUUCACUGGUCUUGGCGCUGUUGCAUUCAAGUACUACAUGCUCUUUCAGCACCAGAGUUUGGCAGCUGAGACCGAACGCGACGAGCCCAGUUGGUUGCUUGGCAAGAGCCCUGGCCCGUACAUCAACGAGCUCAGCAGAAACAUUUUCAUGUCUCUCGGAGAGAAGGUCAAAUUCUUGGGUCUGGACUGUCGAACAGAGCGUAUGCGAGAUGAGAUCUUUUCUCAGUCUACGUACGAUACGAUCUUUGACCGCUGUCGAAGAGAGAUCAUUGAAGGCGAGACCAAACAUUUGAUUGUGCUGCUUGGCGUACCGAUUGCAUAUCCUCGACUGAACUUCCUGGAAAACAUCUUGACUUCUAGGAUGAUGGACCCUAUCAAGGCUAUUGGACGCACUGGAAUGCUCGGUGGCUUUGUAAACAAGUUCGACGGCGGCGUGGAGAUUCUGGACGACCUGGACGACCACUGGACCGCAAAACACCACAAAGCCGAGCGCAACUGGUUCAUCCAAGAACUUCAGGAGCUGGCGGCUGAGAAGAGCGUGCGAAUUACGAUCCUUGGAGGUGAUGUCCAUCUUGGCGCCAUUGGGCAAUUCUACACCUCGAAGAAGUUGGGAGUCUCCAAAGACAAGGAUCAUCGAUACAUGCCCAAUGUCAUCUCAUCGGCGAUUGUUAACACCCCUCCGCCGACGAUGAUGGCGGACGUGCUAAAUCGUAGGAACAAAGUGCAUCACUUGGAUGCGGAGACUGACGAAGACAUGAUACCCAUGUUCAGUCAUGAUGUUGAUGGCACGCGAAGGAACAACAGCCAUCUCUUGCCGCGGCGCAAUUUCUGUGUCAUCAGAGAAUAUGUCCCAGGAUCCACGCCACCAGGCACGCCAGUUCAAGAGAAGCUACAGCCCAGCACACCAGCCUCGGCGACUUUUGGCGCCGAUAGGGAUGAUGAGAACGCUGCAAGAGACAAACGAUUCCCACCUGGAAGCAUGAAGCGGACUAUGAGCCUGACUCGUGGGCCAGUGAAUCUAGUUCGUCGACUUUCGGGGUCGUCUAAGAGUCGCAACCCGCCUGUGUCACUCGCACCAGAGCAUGUCAGGCCAUACAACGCACAAGAACAAGGACCGCCGCCGAUGAAGAGAGCUAACAGUCUCAAUGAGCAAGGGUCGAAUAGCUACUUUCCAACAGGUGAAAUGGGUGAGCGACCAGUCAAUACAUUCCAUCGCCGGCCGACGAAUCUUUCCAUCAAGGAGGCGAGAAAGGCCGCAGCCAAGGUCAACGCGGAGAAUGGGCUGGACGGGCGAGAGCCUGGACACAUCGACCUUGAAGGUGGCUUGGACAUUUCUCUAUGCAUGGAAGUCAAUCAGCACGAUCCGGUGGGAAAGACGGUGCCGUAUCGAUUGUUGGUACCCGCGCUCUGGUACGAGGGCACUGGCGACGUGAACACCGCUCGGUUCAAGAGUCACAGAGCAAGCUUGAUGGAUCGCUUAUUGCGGAAUCGCAAGCGCGAAGCUCCUGCUGAAGAUCGAUCGUGGACUGAAAGCGAGGGUAGCAGAAGCAGAUCGCCGAGUUUUGAGGGACGACCGUCGGUUGAUAGGUUCGACUCGACGACGGAACGUAACACGGCUGCGAAUGCGAUGGGCUUGACCAGCACUGGGCGUGGUGCCGUCAGUCAACAGAGUGGACCCUAUGGUUCGCGUGUCAAUGGCACUCCCACGGGCAUGAAGAAUGCGACGCCGCGCCAGAUCCCAUCGAACGGCUACAACGGCAAUGGGCCAUCGCACACGUCGUCUGCCUACAGCAAAGGCUACAACCUGUCCUCGCCGCCCAUCGGCAUCCAUCAACAGCAGCAACAGCACCAAUACCCAGGAGGUGGGCAAGCCCAGCACCAGUAUCACUCCCAAACCCAGCAACCACAACCCCGAACCGCAACGCAACCUCCCUCAGCAAACAACAACCCCUACCCCCAAUCCGGCUACCGCCGCGUCAGCGCCCCAGCACCCUCCAACACCAAAGCCCCUCCUCCAGCCCGCCAAGGCUACGACGGCGCAGACUACGACAGCGAAGGCAGCCUGACGCCCAGCGAAGACUUCACGGACUACGAUGAAGACGAGGCGGAACCGCGAGGCAACAAACCUCCUGCGCCGGUGCGGAGGGGUAGUAAAGCGGAGAGGUUCUUUGGGAUUGGAGAUGGUGGUGGGAGGCACUCGAUGGAUGGUGGGAGGAGGUCGAUGGAUCAGGGACGGCCGGUGUUUGGUGGGGGGUUGUUGAAGAGGAGUAAUACUGCGGGUGGGGAGAGGAGUAAGUGGAAGAUUUGGAAAUGA
This is a messenger RNA of Zasmidium cellare ATCC 36951, 5193 nucleotides long. RefSeq lists its product as uncharacterized. NCBI's taxonomy places the organism in Eukaryota, Fungi, Ascomycota, Dothideomycetes, Mycosphaerellales, Mycosphaerellaceae. Gene Ontology annotation, cellular component: membrane. Bases 1 to 5193 code for a protein of 1730 amino acids. The transcript has a single exon. The record is from RefSeq and is a predicted model, not a curated record.